Phragmites australis (common reed) is the source of this 1303-nucleotide messenger RNA. RefSeq names its product protein FAR1-RELATED SEQUENCE 5-like. The transcript has 4 exons. Bases 167 to 1303 code for a protein of 378 amino acids. Gene Ontology annotation, biological process: regulation of DNA-templated transcription. NCBI's taxonomy places the organism in Eukaryota, Viridiplantae, Streptophyta, Magnoliopsida, Poales, Poaceae. The record is from RefSeq and is a predicted model, not a curated record.
ACGAACGACAAAUCUAAGCGCAGCCGGCGUCGGACGAAGGACGGAUUACCAACGUUCCAGAGAUCGGGUUCUGCAACGGAAGUUGCAGGCGACGGACGAACGCUGCGCAGGAACAAACAGGCAAGAAAAAUACGACGAUUUGAUCUGGGAUACGAAUCCGAAAAACAUGGAUAACACACCGGUAGGACAUGAAUUGUCUAAUGAGCUGCUGCAUGGACAGACAAUCGGUACACCUCCCCAAGCAAUAUCUCCUGCAGCCAUGAUUACACCUGAUCCUGAUCAAUUGUAUUAUCAUGACCCCUCGCUUGCAAUUGCAAUAGUGCCAAACGAAGAGCAACGUUUCGAGAGCCGUGAAGAAGCUUAUGAGUUCUACUGCUACUACGCUAGACAGGCCGGGUUUGAUGUUCGCAUAACAAAAACUAAGAAAAUGGUUGGUGAGUUUUCGUGCAACAGGCAAGGUAAAUGCAAUUUCUACAAACCAGGUGAGGAAAGGAAAAAAGAGAAAACCUCAAAGAGGAUAGGAUGCAAGGCGUUUGUAAAGGCCUUUAGAGAGAUGAAGUCUCAAAAUCCUUAUUUUUACUAUGAGGUUCAAUUGGAUGAAGAUCGUGUGAUAAAGAAUAUCUUUUGGAGUCAUGCAAGCCAACGUGCAGAAUACAUGGAUUUUGGAGACGUGGUAACUUUUGACACCACGUAUCGGACUAAUAUCUACUGCAUGCCGCUUGCAAUGUUUGUUGGCUCGAAUCACCAACUACAAAAUGUUAUUUUCGGACAAGCACUAUUGCAGAACGAGAAAACUGACACCUUCGAGUGGUUGUUCAAGGCGUUCAAGGAUUGCAUGUCAGCUGGUCCAGAGCUAAAAUGCAUCCUUACCGAUCAGGAUAGCUCUAUGGCAGCAGCUAUACCAAAGGUUUUUCCGAAGACUGUGCACCGGCUAUGCCGUUGGCACAUGCUAAAAAAAUACAAGGAGGAGUUACGGAAAUUGUACAAGGCCCAUUCUGAAUUGAAAGAUAAGCUUCAUACUGUGAUUAACCAUCCACUAACACCUUCAGAGUUUGAGGCUGCCUGGAUUGAGGUGAUUGAUGAGCAUGGCAUACGUGAGAAUGUAGCGAUUGAGGGACUAUGGAAUCAGAGGACGUUGUGGGUGCCAGCUUAUUUCACAAAUCACUAUUGUGGACGGAUGACAUCGACACAGAGAAGCGAAAGUGUCAAUAACAUGGUGAAAAGCAGUGGAUUUGCGAGCCAUAUGACGAGUGUAAAUAAAUUUGCACUGGUUUUUUAUUGCUCAUUAGCGAACUUUGUCUAG